Rasamsonia emersonii CBS 393.64 is the source of this 1341-nucleotide messenger RNA. RefSeq lists its product as uncharacterized. The transcript has 5 exons. Lineage: Eukaryota; Fungi; Ascomycota; Eurotiomycetes; Eurotiales; Trichocomaceae. The record is from RefSeq and is a predicted model, not a curated record. Gene Ontology annotation, cellular component: mitochondrion. Bases 1 to 1341 code for a protein of 446 amino acids.
AUGAGUCCAAUGGUUACGGGCUUCGAUCCUUACACUUACACAAGCGGCCACUGGCUCCGUCACGACAAACUGGAACGGGACCUGCGCUACAUCAAAUUCGACUUUGACGCGCUUUGCCGCGGGUUAUCGAGACGAGUUGUUGUGGCACGGCUUCUGUUUGCAAUUGCUGGGCCGCCAAAGUUGAGUACUACUUCUGAAGUUGCUACAAUUAAGUAUCUACAAGCAAAGACCAGCAUCCCAAUACCGAAAAUCCUGGACUGGAGCAAUGAUGCCUCAUCAAACCCCAUUGGGAGCGAAUACAUCAUCAUGGAACAUGCCGCCGGGGUUCAGUUGCACAAGAAAUGGCCGGAUAUGACGGGUGACCAGCAAGUCAAAUGCAUAGGUGCUAUCUAUCGGAAGGUCAAAGAAAUGGUGGACCUGGAAUUUCCCGCUUAUGGGAGCCUCUAUUUUGUUGAUAAUAAUAGCCUGCUAGAUUAUUCGGCCUCCUCAUUCAAGCAACAACCCUUGGAUGAUGGGGAAUUCUGCAUUGGACCCCGCUGCGGAGCUAGAUAUUGGGAUUGCAAUAAUGCUGGUGAGCCAAGAUAUUACCACAACACGAAACCCAAUCAUGGUCCAUGGAUCCCAUCUAUCGAUCCUGAGCUUGAGAAGCAACCCUUCUAUCAUGGAUCUGUUCAGACACACGUCAGCCUCUUGGAAUGCGCUCGCACUGUGCUAAAGCAAAUGUCUGACGAUCCUCGGAUCCGAGACGCUGCUGCUACACCCGUGUUGUUCCACCCUGACCUUCACAAAAGAAACAUAUUUGUUUCAGACGACGACCCUUGUGUCAUAACGAGUAUUAUUGAUUGGCAAUCGGCUAGUAAUGAGCCGGCAUUUUGGUAUGCGGACGAGAUACCGGAUUUUGCGGAACCCAACAAUAAUGAGAUAUGUGCCCAGACUUUCGACGUUUGCACUCAAUUCCUCACCCCAAAGCUUUCUCGUCCUAGGUUGAUGGAUGAAGCAGAAGCUCUGUUUCGGCCUUUUCGCUAUUGCUACAGGACGCGGAAAGACGGCGCUGUUUUGCGGGCUCAUGUCCCUAUCCGAUGCCCACGCCGAGCGAACUCGCCGUCCAUCGGAAGGAGUACAGAAUGUUUGAAGCCGCGCAGAAUCUGCGACGGGAUCUGUCCAGCUUGCUCAAUACUGCAUCUGACGGAUGGGGUUCCUGCGGAGGACUGGGAAGCUACGCAGUUGGCUCAUAGGCAAAUGUUCGACGGGAUGUUGCGAGCUGUAUUGACAAAUGAAAAUCCGGACGAUGAUGAGCCGGUGAGAAAUGAAGGAGAUCUCAGGUCCAUCUGGCCGUUUUGA